Messenger RNA from Penicillium griseofulvum, 1602 nucleotides. Its product is annotated as glycoside hydrolase family 72 protein. NCBI's taxonomy places the organism in Eukaryota, Fungi, Ascomycota, Eurotiomycetes, Eurotiales, Aspergillaceae. Gene Ontology annotation, biological process: fungal-type cell wall (1->3)-beta-D-glucan biosynthetic process. The record is from RefSeq and is a predicted model, not a curated record. Gene Ontology annotation, cellular component: fungal-type cell wall; cytoplasm. Gene Ontology annotation, molecular function: 1,3-beta-glucanosyltransferase activity. The transcript is spliced from 5 exons. The coding region runs from base 1 to 1602 and encodes 533 amino acids.
AUGAAGUUCUCCUUGGUGACAUUGGCAACCCUGGCCGGGGUUGCUGUUGCCGAUUUGGAUCCUAUCGUCAUCAAGGGCUCCAAGUUCUUCUAUUCCAGCAAUGACACUCAGUUCUUUAUGCGUGGAGUUGCCUACCAAAAAGAAAGUACCGGUAGCAGUAGCUACACUGACCCUCUAGCCGAUCCUGUCGCUUGUGCGCGUGAUGUUCCUAUCAUGGCCGAGUUACGUACCAACGUUAUCCGUACCUACGCCAUUAACGCCUCUGCUGAUCACUCGGCAUGCAUGAAGCUCCUGGCGGACGCUGGUAUUUACGUGAUCUCCGAUCUGUCCGAACCCACGCUAUCAAUUGAUCGAAGUGAUCCUUCAUGGGAAACCGAUCUCUUCGCCCGAUACACCAGUGUUAUCGACGAACUAGCCCAGUAUAACAAUACGAUUGGUUUCUUCGCUGGAAAUGAGGUUUCCAACACCGUUGAUACCUCUGACGCCAGCGCGUUCGUCAAGGCUGCUGUUCGGGACACCAAGAAGUACAUUAAGAAGAAGGGUUACCGCCCCAUGGGUGUUGGAUAUGCUACCGCCGAUGUGUCCGAUAUCCGUGCAAACAUGGCCGACUACUUCGACUGCGGAGACUCUGACGAUAUUAUUGACUUCUGGGGAUACAACAUCUACUCGUGGUGCGGUGAAUCCACCUACUCGAAAUCUAAAUACCAGGAUCGCACCGAGGAGUUCGCCAACUACGCCGUCCCUGUUUUCUUUGCCGAGUACGGUUGCAACGAGGUUCAGCCCCGCAAGUUCACCGAGGUGAAGGCCCUGUAUGGUGAUACUAUGGCUGAGGUCUGGUCCGGUGGUAUUGUGUACAUGUACUUCCAGGAGGCCAACAACUACGGUUUGGUUUCCGUCGUCGACAGCACCAGUGUCAGCACCAUGUCCGACUUCAAAUACUAUUCCAGCCAGAUCGCCAAAGUCAACCCCACUGGUGUCAAGAAGGCCUCCUACACCCCUACUAACACUGCCCUGCGAAGCUGCCCUACCGUCGGAUCCAAGUGGGCCGCCGAAGCCUCCCCUCUGCCCCCUGUCGCCGAUAUCCAGCUGUGUGAGUGCAUGUAUGAUGCCUCCGCCUGCGUUGUCACCGAAUCCCUCGACUCCAAGAGAUACGCCAAGCUGUUCAGUACUGUCUGCGGUUCCACCGAUUGCAGCGGAUUGACAGCCAAUGCCACUACCGGCGAGUACGGUGCUUACAGCAUGUGCUCGACCAAGCAGCAGCUUGCCUUUGCUCUGAACAAGUACUACGUUGAGCAGAACCGGGCUGACGAUGCUUGCAAGUUCGCUGGAUCUGCAACUGUCAAGCCCGUCACCAAGGCCACUGGCAUUUGUGCUACACAGAUGAAGGAGGCUGGAACUGCCGGUGUUGGAACUGUUACUACUGAGAACACUGGCACUGGUGGCUCUAGCUCUGGCUCUAACUCUGCUUCCUCAUCCGCCUCGGCGACUACAUCUAGCAGCGGUGCUAUCAGCAUGCACUCCAGCUCAUCCUUCGGUUCUUUCCAGGUGGUUGUUUACAUUGCUACCGCACUCCUGGCGGGUGUUGGAAUGAUUGCUCUGUAA